This is a messenger RNA of Medicago truncatula (barrel medic), 1599 nucleotides long. RefSeq lists its product as uncharacterized. The coding region runs from base 177 to 1151 and encodes 324 amino acids. The transcript has a single exon. NCBI's taxonomy places the organism in Eukaryota, Viridiplantae, Streptophyta, Magnoliopsida, Fabales, Fabaceae. The record is from RefSeq and is a predicted model, not a curated record.
AUUAGUUAGUUAAUUUUAGUUGGCCUAUCCAUUUCUUAAAAUCAUCAACCUCUUUAAACUCUCCAACCUACCCUUCCAAAAGAAAAGAACACAACAUUUUUGUGAGAAUUAAGAAGCUUCUCAAUUCCUCACCCUCCUCUCUUGUUGAAGCAAAAACAAAAAAGAUACCAAUUUCAAUGGAAGUCUCAUACAAAAUUCUUAGAAGAUCAAUUCAUAGUUUUCUUCAAAACUAUCAAUAUUUCACCAUAACAAUAUCAAUUCUAGCAUUUCCUUUCUCAGCAUCAAUACUCCUUUCACAAGCAUUAGUCCCUUUUUCUUCAUCCCUUUUCCCUCAAAUAUACAAUCACCUAAAAACUCUCUUUGAUGCUGCAGGCUUUCCUUCUUCAUCACAAUUGUUUACUGUUCUUAACCUUAAAGUUUCUCAAACAAUCACUUCCUCAAUCUUCACACUUCCUUUCACUCUCACUUUUUUCCUCAUUGCAAAAGCUUUCAUAAUUCAAGCUUUGAAUAAAAACAAAGAAAAUUUUCAACCUUCAUCUUAUAAUUACAAACCAAUCCUUCACACCUAUAUCUACAAUACUUUAUUCAUUCUAUCUGCAAAUGCAACUACUUUUUGCUUCCUUUUUCUUGCAUUUAGUUUUACUGAAGGGCUGGGAAACUCUUCGUCUAGUUUCACCGUUUUUCUCUCGGCUGCAGCUGCAGUUUUGUUCUCUGUGAUCCUCGCGAAUGCACUCGUGAUAUGCAACAUGGCGCUGACGCUAUCUGGUGUGGAGGGACAUGGAGGUUAUAUGACAAUUCUGAAAGCAUGUGUUGUUCUAAGGGGACGGACAUCGAUGGCUUUGUUCUUGGCACUUCCUGUUAAUGUAGGUUUGGCUGCCAUUGAAGCUUUGUUUCAAUUCCGGGUCGUGAGAGGAUAUUACAUUGAUGAAAAGUCAUGGUUUUUCAUAGCUUUGGAGGGUAUUUUCAUUGCUUAUUUGUACUCAAUCUUCAUCAUCAUUGACACUAUUGUGAGUUACAUGUUUUACAAAAGCUGCAAAGUAAGAGGAUCAUUGAUUGACAAGGAAGACAAGCAUUUUUUAAGGAUUGAACUCAUAGAGGAGGACAAUUAUUAUGGUUACUUGGGAAUCAAGAAUUUUCAAGAACUACCAUGAGUAACAUAUAAGGCUUUUCUACUUAUGUUGUUAUUAAUUUGAUCAAGGCUUUCCUACUUAUGUUUCUCAAAAGAGAGAAGAGCUAGAAGUUAUUUUUGCAGGUAUUUGAAGAAAAAAAAACCAAUUCUUGUUUGUUACUCGAAAGAAACCAAACCGAUCGAGCAAUUUCGAAGGCGUAAAGGUUUCAAUCUCAGCUAUGUGCAAGAACAAGAAGCUGGAGAUUAGUUCAUCAUUACAUUUUAAUGUUUUUCUUUUAAUUUUUUUAAAAUUUGUCCUCUUUUUUUCAUCACUUGUAAAUUGAUUAGUAAUAUAAUACAGUGUGAAUAAUACAAAGGACUAUGCUUAAUUACUUCCCUUGCACUUUAGGUGUAGUUAGGAAAAGCCACAUAAUUUCUUGUAUCUGAUUGUUAAUCUUGGCUUUUACCAAAUCUAGGAGUUACUUGCUGCA